AUGGUGAGUUCUUCAACAACGAUUUCUGCUUCUUUUGUAUCAAAGAGGUCUCGAUCUCCUGAACCACCUCAAAAGAAGGUUAUGCUCAGGAUCAAGACCCAACAGGAUGGAGGAGAGGAUGUCUACAAAAUUGGAAGAAAUACAUCUCUGAAGAAACUAAUGGAUGCUUACUGCGAAAAGCGAAACUUCGAGAGAGCGACUGUCAGAUUCAUCUACAAUGACAGAGAGCUCAAGCCACGAAACACUCCUGCUCAGCUGAUGAUGGAAGAUGGCGAUUUCAUUGAUAUUGUCACCGAUCAAGGCGGUGGUUAA
Thlaspi arvense is the source of this 312-nucleotide messenger RNA. NCBI's taxonomy places the organism in Eukaryota, Viridiplantae, Streptophyta, Magnoliopsida, Brassicales, Brassicaceae. The record is from the annotation of a GenBank genome assembly.